UACAUUUGACGUACGGUUAGCUAGCUGGCUAGUAUUUGGAGUUGUAAAGCUGUUUGUAUUUUGUAACACAGAAUCUUCCACUUUUGUACAGAUUUUCACAGCAUGAGUAACGCUGGAUUUUCGGCUGCGCGGGGGAGCUCAGGGGGACCUGAUAAGGUCGACAUGUCAUUAGAUGAUAUAAUUCGUUUAAACAAGAAGGAGCAACAAGCACGGCGGCCUGGCCAAGGAAACCGCAGGCCACUACAGAGAGGCAAAGGUUUUCUCCCAGGGAAGCAAAGGGGUGCAAGGAUUGGGGCACAGAACCAAAGGGGAGUGGGUCUAGCUAGAGGGAGGUUAACGAGAGUGGGUGUCGGAAGAGGCCGGAAGAUUCCCCCUCUGAUUGGUCGACGCCGCGGUCAAGGGGUCAUCACUGGACUGGCGGCCCGGAAGACGGCAGCGAUACAGAAGGGAAUCAGUUCGCUCAACCGAUCGGCUGUCAACCAGAAGUUACGCCCCUUCGUCAAUCCGUCGCGGCCCUUCGUCAAUCCGUCGCGGCCCUUCGUCAACCCGUCGCGGCCCUUCGUCAACCCGUCGCGGCCCUUCGGCAAUCCAUCACGGCCUUUCAUCCAACCAGCCCAAUACAGACAGACACAAGGCCAGAAGAGGCCAUACAGGCAGGCAGACAUUCAGAGAGGCCCCAACUUGAUGACAAGGACGAGACCCUUUCAGCUGCGGAGACGGCCGCUGCCCCCUGUCCAUCCCACCCAGAGGGAAGCCCGCCAGGCCACCUUCCUCUUCCACAGGGGACUGAAGGUCCACGCUCAGGUACAGAAGCCGACGCCGACGUCUCCAACCGCUCCUACAGUCAGAACUCGCCAGUGGCGCACAUCUACAAAUAGCAACGGAAUCCUGACGGUUUCCAUCGACAACCCCACUGCCAUGACACAGCCUGAGCCUCCCAGUGCUUGGUCCCUACACCCCCCAAAGCCCCGAAGCCCUACCCCGGUCAAGAUGGAGGUGGAGGAGAAGAAGCCGGCACCACCUAAAGGAGUGCCCUUGCAGUUUGACAUUAACAGUGUGGGGAAACAGCAGACAGCGAUGACUCUGAAUGAGCGCUUCCGUAUCUUGAAGGACCAGCGUGUCGCCACCGCACAGGCGGGCAAAGGCAGUCGAUUCGUCACCGUGGGUUAAGCCAAGCUAAGGGCUGGUGGAUGAAGAGAUCGGGACUCGAUUACAGGACCCCCCCCCCCUCUCCCCCCCCCCCAGAUGAUUGUAAGCUGAACCCACUGUGUGGCACUUCCUGAGGAACAACUGAGGGAUGGAGACCUGGUCCUCUAGUAUCAGAACUAAACGGGUGCAAUUGUCAUAAAAGAUUAAGUGUUGCUUUGUUUUUUUGUACCUCGAUAGGACCCAUCGUUGUUGUCAACACUGUACUCUGCUGGGUUGUGUUCAGGAGCGUCUACGUUCCUCAGCGACCUCCCACUUCUCACGAGGAGUGUGGCUUUGGCCGUUCUGAGGGAGAACUAAUUUCAGUGGGGAAGGGUUUCUUUGUGCCAGUUGGAAGAGGUUUUGUUUAGUGAAUUAUGUAUUUUUAUUUUUUAUUAAGGCAAUGUUUUUAAAAUACAGUUUUUGUUUCAAAUAAAAACAAAAUGUGACCCAUACUUUCCCUCUCUGUUAAAAAUCUUUGAGCUCAAGUAUUUUGACUCGGUACAAUCCAUUAAAUCCUUAAGAAUGCUUCUCUAUCAAUGUUCUAUCAAUUGGUUACAAAAAAAAUUCUACCCUUCAAACUAUGAUUUUCUACUCAGGUUUUUUUCUGCUUCAGUUGGUUUUAUACUUAUUGUCCACUAACAGUGGGGGUUUGUGAAGGUCAACAACGAUGUCCUUCCCUGGGUUCAUAGAUGACAAAAAGUUGCGUCACCUCAUUACAGUGUGAUGAACUAAAAUAAUUGACAGUGGCUUUGAAGUGUUCAGACCUUUUCCUCCACAGUGUGCCGACACUGUACGCAAAAUACCCCACAAAGACACAGCGAAAACAAAUGUUUUAGUUUUGUCAAUUUUGUGAUGUAAGGGAAAUGUAUUCUGACCCAUUUUUGAGUACUUUGUAGAAGCAGCUUCAACAGCAAGUGUUGGUAGGUGUGCCCACCAGCUGGGCACAGUUGUGGGUUGUUUCUUCCGGUUCUUCCUGACAGUUCUGUCAGCUUGGAUGGGCAUAUAGACUUUGAACUUCAUGACUUGGUUUUUGCUCUGACAUGCACCAAGAAGUGUGAGACCUUAUAGUUGUCAGACAGUAAAUGUAAUGCUUGGAAAGUUCUUAUAUUUGGAUAUGAGGAUAUGUAAUCUCCACUUCAACCCUGUUGACAAAUAAAAGUAACCCAAUUUAACAAAUAA
Esox lucius (northern pike) is the source of this 2367-nucleotide messenger RNA. Its product is annotated as UAP56-interacting factor. Gene Ontology annotation, biological process: mRNA export from nucleus. The transcript is spliced from 9 exons. The record is from RefSeq and is a predicted model, not a curated record. Gene Ontology annotation, molecular function: mRNA binding. The coding region runs from base 103 to 1170 and encodes 355 amino acids. Lineage: Eukaryota; Metazoa; Chordata; Actinopteri; Esociformes; Esocidae.